AUGACAACGUCGGAGGGCCAUCACUCAACGGUCACUCCUCGCAAGACAUCCAAUUAUCUGAUGCGGCAGAUGUCUAUGCCGGCGUCUCGUAGUAAGGAGGUGCGGGUGGAUUCUCCUCGACAAGCUCAGCUGCUGCCGACGAGCGAAGAAGAUGUGGAUGCCAAGAUGGUGGUGAACAAUGGAACACAACCCCGGCCCACCAUUUCCACACUUCACCCGAAUAGCUUCCAGAAACAACUCGCAGCUGCACCUCACCAGACAGACGAAGAAGAAGCUGCCACUCCUUUCCGCCAACCAUCCGCCACGGCCGUGAAGUCAACGUCGGAUGCCGUCAAGCCGGCCUUACCAGUCAAUAGACGUCUAACAUUCACCUCCAGUCCCUCGCAAGCCAGAAAGCUGUCUGUGCCUCCCAUAACCCGGGAGAGAUCGAUCGCUAGUCCUAGUCCACUUUUUGUGCCGCUACGCUCGAAGUCGCCCACAUUGGGACUGUUCGAGGAUCGGAGCAGCGAGGUACCUGCUGCUAAGAGUGCAAUCACCACUUUGAGAGCCAACGAGAAUGCUGCGGACACCACCUCUCUAGCUCCAGAGGGCUUCGCCGCUCUCGACGCCCUUUCCAGAUCUACUCCUACACACACCAGGCAAUCGACAAGCGCCAAGCAAAGCUCCCAAAACUCAAUGAAACGCAGGAUAAGCAUCCAGCCGUUCAAGACAUCCCCAGCCCCUGAGACCCGUCGUAUCAAUCCCAAAGACCUCCCCUGGGACGAUAAAGAAACCCUGCAUCUCUGGCAGAGCUACUGGGACCCUUCAGGCAACGAACUUAACCGCUCACGCGUACGCCUGAUACGGGCGAAUGCGCACACAAAGUGGCGUCAAGCGAAUGGGUACGGGAGUGCGCACAGGAAUUGGAUCACGCUUGAGGAACGGAUGGAGGAUAUUUUUGAGAGUGGAGUGAGGCAGGAUGAGCUGAGAGCGAGGGUUGAAGAGAGUGAGAGGGAGGGCGGGGUGUUUCCAAAGAUGCCUGGGUUGGAGCGGGCAGUGAUGAAAGGCAGGGAGAAGACGUUCGCUAAGAGGGCGGAGGAGGCUUAUAGGAAGUCCAAAACACCUGCUUGGAAGGAGGACUUUGGUGUCGAUGAAGGUGUGAUGUCUAAAUUCACGACUCCUGCUCAAGCGGUCUCGGUCACGGCAUCCUUAUUCGGCCAUGGUGGCAGCAAAGCUUCGGCAUCAACCGGCAAGGCGGCAAUGAAGCGCAGCGUAACGCUCCAAGACCCCUCGGACCAGCUCAAGACCUUACCACCACUCCAACCUAAUCCCAGCAAAGACGCUGCUCCGACAAAAAAGAUCCCAGCGAAGCGCCGUGCACCCAAUGCAGACAUCCUCGACCAGGCGAUCACUCCAGCUCUGCUAACCACUCCCGCCAAACGAGCAAAGAGAGCCAAGAUCGCUCCAGUCGAGCCAGAGUCAGAUAGAAAGACAGGCAUCGCGGGCGAACGCCACAACAGGGCCACCUCACCUCUAACUGCUCACGAAGAAAUCUCCGCAAUGGCAUACUUCCAUCAAGCCCGUUUGGUACUGAGGAAACAUUGCAAGGACGUUUUCAAGAUCGAUGGCAGGGUCUUUGAUGCGGAGGUCGCGAAGUGGGCGGAGGACUAUGUUGAGAGGAUUAGGAGGGAGAUGUAA
This is a messenger RNA of Recurvomyces mirabilis, 1677 nucleotides long. RefSeq lists its product as uncharacterized. Lineage: Eukaryota; Fungi; Ascomycota; Dothideomycetes; Mycosphaerellales; Teratosphaeriaceae. The record is from RefSeq and is a predicted model, not a curated record. The transcript has a single exon. Bases 1 to 1677 code for a protein of 558 amino acids.